Adineta steineri is the source of this 435-nucleotide messenger RNA. The record is from the annotation of a GenBank genome assembly. Lineage: Eukaryota; Metazoa; Rotifera; Eurotatoria; Adinetida; Adinetidae.
AUGUCAACUAAUAUUAAAGCUACCUCCGAUAUACAAUUGUUAGCUACCUAUGGUACUUUACGAGAUGAUGAUAAUUCAGGUGCUGCAUGGACGAACGAUUUUGUGAAAGAUAUUAGUGGUGUUGUGACAGGUAAACUCGUUGGAUAUCGACUUUUUGGUCAUUCUGUAAUCAAUUAUCCAUUUGCAAUCUAUACAGGGGAUUCAAACGAUUCGCUUGUUGUUCGUCUUUUAAGUUGGCCAUCGAAAGAACAAUUUGAAGAGAGAAUUCAAGCAGCUGAUAUAAUUGAAGGUGAUGAAUAUGAACGCAGAGCAGUAGAAGUAAUUGUUAAUGAUGAAAUUAAACACGCUUAUAUUUACAUAUCAAAAUUAGCAUCAUUAGAUAAUGAUUGGAAAUCUAUUCCAAGUGGUGAUUGGCUUCAACGACAUUUGAUAUAA